Molecule: messenger RNA, 3278 nt
Organism: Carassius auratus (goldfish)
Lineage: Eukaryota; Metazoa; Chordata; Actinopteri; Cypriniformes; Cyprinidae
Gene: dcaf12
Product: DDB1 and CUL4 associated factor 12
Exons: 9
Coding region: 386-1834 (482 amino acids)
Cellular component (GO): Cul4-RING E3 ubiquitin ligase complex
Molecular function (GO): protein binding
Source: RefSeq, a predicted model, not a curated record
GACUGGAUUGCGGCUGCGCGCGGCGCUGUACGUUGUCGGGUGACGCGAUUUGUAAGGAGAACGACGGACAGAGAGAGAGAAAGAAGAUAGGUGAAAAGUGAGCUUGCUGUAGGGGAGGGGCAGCAGUACCCUUUUAGCUCCUCCACACAGACGAAAACCAAACAAGCCUGCCCUAAAAACAACCUAUAUCCAACUGAUCGGCGAUCUACCACUGCAACGGAAUCGGCCGGUUAUUCGAUUCAGAACCGUCCGACUCGACUCGGCUCUAGUCACGCCGCUUCAACAGCCCAGAGGCCGCCGAAAUAACCCCAUCGCCAUUAUAUGAUCCACUUCCCAGCGUCGCUGCUGCCCUCCAUGUGGGUGAGGGACCUGUGCGUGUCGGGCUAUGGCGAGAAAAACAGUUAGCAGGAAAAGGAAAGCAGAGGAGCCCAAGGAACAACAGUUUGACUGGUGUCAGUCUGCGAUUAAGCGUGCCCGCGUGUCCAGCUCAGCGCGUCAUGCCCAGCCCUGGUGGCAGAACCAGCAGUCGGUGGUGUGCUCCGUGAGAGGAAGGGAGUUCCGCCCGCAGCAGCAGCAUGAGUGGAGCUUCCAGCAGAGUCUGCGCGGAUUCGCUGCCGGACGCAUCCCAGGAAUCCUCAGAGAGAGAGAGUUCUCCCUCGGCCGCCUUAACAAGGUGUUUGCUUCCCAGUGGCUCAACCACAGGCAGGUGGUGUGCGGGACCAAAUGCAACACGCUAUUUGUGGUGGAUGUCCUCUCGGGACAGAUAACCAGGAUACCCAUGCUGAAAGACAGGGAGGGAAGGGCAGAGGUUUCCCAGGGUUUGAGUGGAGUGGGAGGCAAUUUCGACUUCCGCAAUACAGGAUCAGUCGUCGGUCUAGAUGUCCAGCAGGGAUGUGGCAUCCACGCCAUUGAGCUGAACCCCUCUCGUACAUUGCUGGCCACUGGAGGAGACAACCCCAACAGUCUGGCAGUGUACAGUCUUCCCACUCUUGACCCUGUCUGCGUUGGGGAUGACGGACACAAUGACUGGAUAUUUUCCAUUGCAUGGAUCAGUGACACCAUGGCAGUCUCAGGAUCUCGUGACGGUUCCAUGGGUCUGUGGGAGAUAUCAGAGGAGGUGCUGACUCAGGCCGAGAAGUGUCAGAAUGUGGAUGGUGUUCCUUGUUACUCGCACAUCUCUCACCGCGCUCUCAAGGACAUCCCGAAAGAGUACACCCACCCCUACAACUGUAAAGUGCGCGCACUGGCCUUCAACAACAGCCAUAAGGAGUUGGGUGCUGUUUCUUUAGAUGGAUAUUUCCAUUUGUGGAAGGCAGAAGACAACCUGUGCAAGGAGCUUUCUACCAAACUCCCUUACUGUAAGGAGAAUGUGUGUCUGGCAUACGGUAUGGACUGGUCUGUUUAUGCAGUCGGCUCUCAGGCACACGUUUCCUUUCUUGACCCUCGGCAGUCAUCUCAGAACAUCAAAUCCGUGAGCUCCAGGGAGCGAGGCAGUGGUAUUCGCUCUGUGAGCUUCUAUGAACAUAUAGUGACGGUAGGCACUGGCCAAGGUUCCCUGCUCUUCUAUGAUAUCAGGGCCCAGCGUUUUCUGGAUGCUCCAUCAAGCUCACCCAGCGGAUACCGGAAUCGCACCGCAGAGGGCAUCCUGAAACUCAACACAGGGAGAGGAUGGCUGAAUCACGACGAAACAUGGAGAAGCUACUUUUCCGACGUCCACUCUUUCCCGAACGCCAUAUACACACACUGCUACGACGACUCCGGCACCAAACUCUUUGUGGCUGGCGGCCCCCUGUGUUCUGGCCUACACGGAAACUACGCUGGCCUUUGGAGCUAGCCUCUGUCCUCCCAUUUAUCUCUCACAUACCAUCUGCUUACAGGCCAUCUUCCAUUUUUCUUCUCACUCUUUUACACUUCGGUUUUGUUUCUCUCUAUCCUCUAUUUCUCAAAAGGCUCCAGAGCACGGAUGUGAUUCUCAACCCUUUUUGUGCUUGGUCUUAUGUCUUUCUAUUUUUAUUUGCCAGUUGUACUCCUGGAUUUACAUGUGCGUUUUUUUUUUUGUGGGUGUGUGGAGAAAAAAAGGCAAAGAAAAGGCGUGACAAACACUGAUGCCUGAAGGAUGAAGGAGGUUUUUUUUCCUCUGUGCAUCGGCUGCCUGAACCUUUGAGAACUGUGGAAUACUGUCAAAUAUGUGAAAAUAUUUAACAGUCGUUCUGGGCAUUAAGGUUUUUAUAUAUAUAUAUAUAUAUAUAUAUAUAUAAGGCAUGGCAUUUUGAGUUUGUUUUGCUGUGUGUUUUUGCAAGACCUGCUGAUCAGCUCCUUUUCUUGGCUCGCAGUGGAAUGAUAUGACAUUGUAGAUCCUGAAAAGACUGAGAAUCGGUAUUCAAAGAUGAAUAUUGGUGAAAUGAAUGGACAGCCUGACCUGUAGCCUCACUGUGGACACUGAGGUCAAGACUGCAGUUUUAUGAAGAGCAUGGAGUGAACAUGGACAUGAGUCGGAUAGCGGCCAGCGAAGAAUCACCCACUGUUUUUCUUUUCCCCUUUGUUUUCCAAAAUAAUGGCAGGGAGAGACAAUCGUAAGAAAUCACAGAUACCGUUUGUGUUCUGUUUGAGGUAUCUUGGAGAAUGCCUCUUUUUAUUGCUGAUUCUGUACUAAAACACGCAUAAGCUCGCAUCAAGAUUGCAAUUUUACCUCUGUGACAUUUAGACGUCCUAUUUAUUUUCUUUUGUUGCCGUCACUAGCACUCAUGACGUUCAGGUACAAUCAUAUUUGUUAGGAUUUUUGCUUCUCAUCAUCUUCUCUGCUUAAAGGCAGGGCAGUGUUGUGUGACAUUGUUGCCUUUUCAGAGUCUUUCUGUGAAAGACUGUUGCAGAUUGAAUUUGUUUGGCUUUUUUUUUUUUUUUGUCUUUUUACAUGAUAAUCUUAAUGGAAUUGUCACAAAAUUGCUAGUACAACACCGUAACAGGCAAUAUAUUAAGCAGAAAUUACCCAUCACUUUUAAAAUGUAUUUUAUAUAUAAAUGUAUGUGUAUACAUAUUUGGAAACUAAUAGAGGGAAAAUACAAUUUAUGUAAAUUUUAGAGGAUAUAUGUGCGUGUGUGAGUGAACUAAGCUGUCAUUAUUUUGGUGGUACUUUUUUUUUUUUUUUAUACUCACUUCCUGAAUGUUUUUACAGAUUACAGGUGUAAAGAUAUUGUACAAUAUCAAAACAAAAGAACAGCAACAUGAGACAUUCUUCAAAAAGAACAUGAAUAAAAGUUUAUUGAUGUAUUUUUCUUCCA